Messenger RNA from Prunus avium (sweet cherry), 2428 nucleotides. RefSeq names its product calcium-dependent protein kinase 8. Gene Ontology annotation, biological process: protein phosphorylation. Gene Ontology annotation, molecular function: protein kinase activity; ATP binding; calcium ion binding. NCBI's taxonomy places the organism in Eukaryota, Viridiplantae, Streptophyta, Magnoliopsida, Rosales, Rosaceae. The record is from RefSeq and is a predicted model, not a curated record.
CAAAGCUCUUCCCUUCUGGAAUCUGGAUUCUCUCUCUAAAUUUCUAUCUGUGUAUCCAACUGUGUCUGAACAGAGGUAGAGGGAGUCUAGAGAGAGAAAGAGCGGGUAGGAGGGAAGUCCCUGCGGAAGUCUCUGCGAAAGAGGCUGGACCAUUUCUCUGUCUUCUCUCUCUUUCUCUUUCAUCAAAUGAUGGUUUUCACACGCUAAAUUCUCCUUCUCAGCCUCUUCUCCAAUUCCAAACCCAAAACCCUCUCUCUUCAUUUCCAUAAAUCACCUACCUCAUAUCAAAUUCUGGUCAUCUUCCAUUUUAUCCUAAAAAUACUUCCUACAAAAUCCCAUCCUUAUAUCUGAAAAUUCUCAUUACAAUUGGGCUGCACAGCAAUUUGGAUCUCAAAACAAAAAACCAUCUACUAUUUUUAUCCAAAGAGCUCAGAUUUCGAUUCGUUCCGGAAUUGUGUUCAAAUUCGGAAACCCAUUUUGGCAAACAAAGCGUUUUUUUUCAUAGAUGGGUAAUUGUUGUGUGACCCCUCAAACGGGUUCACCGUUGAAAGACAAGAAGAACAGGAAGAACCCAUUUGCAAUAGACUACCCCGGCAACCAGAGCAAUGGAGGCACCAAGCUCUCUGUGCUGAAAGACCCAACUGGCGUUGAAAUCGAGCUAAGAUACGAACUGGGUCGCGAGCUCGGCCGAGGAGAGUUUGGAAUUACAUAUCUUUGCACCGAUAAGGCCACCAACGAGAAAUUUGCUUGUAAAUCGAUUUCGAAGAAUAAGCUGAGGACAGCUGUGGAUAUCGAGGAUGUAAGGAGAGAAGUUGAGAUCAUGAAGCAUAUGCCUAAGCACCCCAACAUAGUGAGCUUGAAAGACACAUAUGAGGAUGACCAUGCUGUCCAUCUUGUCAUGGAGCUCUGUGAGGGUGGUGAGUUGUUCGAUCGAAUCGUUUCCAGAGGCCACUACACAGAGCGUGCGGCUGCCGCCGUCACGAAGACAAUUGUGGAAGUUGUUCAGAUGUGCCACAAGCAUGGUGUGAUGCAUCGGGAUCUCAAACCCGAGAACUUUUUAUUUGCAAACAAGAAGGAAACAGCUGCUUUAAAGGCAAUCGACUUUGGGUUGUCAGUGUUCUUUAAACCAGGUGAAAAAUUUAAUGAAAUUGUUGGAAGUCCAUAUUACAUGGCCCCUGAGGUGCUAAGGCGCAAUUAUGGUCCUGAAGUAGAUGUGUGGAGCGCUGGAGUUAUACUUUACAUCUUACUAUGUGGAGUUCCACCUUUUUGGGCAGAAACUGAACAGGGAGUUGCACAAGCAAUUAUACGUUCUGUUGUGGACUUUAAGAAAGACCCCUGGCCUAAGGUUUCUGAUAAUGCAAAAGACCUUGUGAAGAAGAUGCUUAAUCCUGACCCAAAGCAGAGGCUUACAGCUCAGGAAGUUCUAGAUCAUCCUUGGUUACUAAAUGCAAAGAAAGCUCCAAAUGUUUCUUUAGGUGAAACUGUGCGGGCGAGGCUCAAGCAAUUCACUGUAAUGAACAAGCUCAAGAAGAGAGCACUGAAGGUUAUAGCUGAGCAUUUGUCAAUGGAGGAAGUUGCUGGCAUACAGGAGGGAUUUAAGCUCAUGGAUACUACCAACAAGGGCAAGAUUAACAUUGAUGAGCUAAGAGUUGGGUUGCAUAAACUUGGCCAUCAGAUUCCUGAUGGAGAUCUUCAAAUUAUGAUGGAAGCUGGUGAUGUUGAUAAUGAUGGAUGUCUGGACUAUGGAGAAUUUGUAGCCAUUUCCGUUCAUCUAAGAAAGAUGGGCAAUGAUGAGGUGCACCUUCGCAAAGCAUUUCAAUUCUUUGAUCGAAACCAAAGUGAGUAUAUUGAGAUUGAGGAGCUGCGAGAAGCCUUGGCUACUGAAGUUGAUGACAACAUUGAAGAUGUUACUAAUGCCAUUAUUAAUGACGUGGAUACAGACAAGGAUGGACGAAUAAGUUACGAGGAGUUUGCUGCAAUGAUGAAGGCCGGCACAGAUUGGAGGAAAGCUUCAAGGCAGUACUCACGAGAGCGGUUCAAUAGUCUAAGUUUGAACUUGAUCAAGGAUGGAUCAUUUGAUGAGAAAAAAGUGAUUAGAUGACUUGGAAGAUUAACUUAAAGUACUUGUCGGAAGAUGCGAAUUAAUGAAAGAAUCUUUCAUUUUUUGUUGUGUUUUUUGUAAUUCUUUUUUCUGUGUUGUUCCUCUGUUUCAUCUUUUUUAGACCCUUUUGUGGUCUAUAGGAAAUGGGCCAAAAGUGUUCAUGUCAAUUGGGAUGUAUGUAACUGGUUUGUUGUAUGGGUUUGGAUGGGGAAGAGUGGGUUGAAAAGUUCAUUAUGAUUGUAAAUAUGUUCAUCAAAGUCAUUGUUGGUAUACAUUAAUGAGUUUCAUGUGGAUUUGAAUUGACACAUAUCUACAGUUAGCUGGGGA